Messenger RNA from Vicia villosa (hairy vetch), 2311 nucleotides. RefSeq lists its product as uncharacterized. Gene Ontology annotation, cellular component: nucleus. Lineage: Eukaryota; Viridiplantae; Streptophyta; Magnoliopsida; Fabales; Fabaceae. Gene Ontology annotation, biological process: positive regulation of cell population proliferation. Bases 76 to 543 code for a protein of 155 amino acids. The record is from RefSeq and is a predicted model, not a curated record. The transcript has 3 exons.
GUUGUGGGCUUCAAAGGCUCCACUUCCAUCUUCAAUUCGUUUCUAUUCUCUCUCACAGCGUGAGGUUUCCCAGAGAUGGAACAAGGAGAUGCCAAUUCACCCACCAAUUCACAACAAACUGUUUCUGAUGAUGAAGAGAUUGACUACUCAACGAAACCAGAGUUUUAUGAUCCUGAACUUGACGAAAAGGAUGAAAAGUGGAUUCAUAAAAAUAGACAUGGACGUGAUUCUGAUGCGGUGCUUUGCUGCCCUGCUUGCUUCACCACACUCUGCCUAGAAUGUCAAAGGCACGAGAAAUAUUUGACCCAGUAUAGAGCGAUAUUUGUUACAAACUGCAAGAUUGAGGAUAAACCAGUUAUGAUGCAAAGUAGCUCGAAAUCAAGAAAAAGAAAUAGAAGGGACAAAGAAUUUGGUGGGAGCGAUGCAAUUUCAUCUAGUAAUGAAAAAUUAAAACAAGUCUGCUGCGCUGUUUGUUCAACAGAGGUAGGUGUCUUUGACGAAGAUGAGGUUUAUCAUUUCUUCAAUGUACUCCCUAGUGAGUGAAUGCUGACAUAGCAGCGGUUUUGCUGCUCAAUCGUUCUGCUGAAAUGUGAGUUUCACUGCCUUGUAAAAUUCAAAAUAGUUGCUGUAAUAUCUCUUUGUUUAAAUCAAAGAAAGCACGUUCCCCUCAUAUUGAAAGAGGUUCACCGUUAGUAAUUAAAUCAACACUACCAAAAGUUGUUGCUAGCAAUUUAAUAUGCAUGUUGCAAAGAAACCAUGUUCUCACUAAAACAUGAUCUAUAGAGAUAGAUCACAAAAACUGCGCGGCCUAAGUUAGAGUAUAUACAUAGACAAAAUGCUGAGACGCUUUAGUAAGCAUGAUUCUGAGAAAUGAUUCAUAUAUAUGUAACCUGUCUUAUGUCUAUCAAAACGUUCGCUUUGUUGUUAUUGCUUGUCCUUGUUGGUUUUUGCCAUAUCGUUCUCCCCGUUCUUGUAGCCGUUUUUGCCACUGUCGCUGCUGUUUCGCCUCCCUGUUGCAAAUAUGAGUAUAGCAACAGGGAUGUAUGUCACUGGACUGGACAGCCAGGUUACUCCAGCUCAACUAAAUUUUUAUAUUGUAUUAGAUGACAUGAUUUUCAUAUUACUAUCAUUAGUGAAAUCAAGGUUGGUGCAAUCUAUAUCGCAUAAUAGAAAUCAAUGACAUAAUAUAUCUAAAAUAAUGCACAAUAUAACAUGUUAAAGGAAAUACUUGAUGAUGUCAAAUGCAUAAUGGCACACAAAAUACUACCUAAAUAUAACCAGAUGUUCCAAAAUAGAAUGCAUCAUGCUGCAUUACACGAAAACUAAUGCGCAUUUUGUCUAACCUCUUCAUCUGUAAUGCAAGUAUUGGCUUCCUUCAAAAUCUCUUAAACAUCAACAUGGGCAUCAAUGCCCUUCUGUACAAUUCCACUAGAUAGUAAUUUAGAAGCCAAGUCUCGGAUGCGAGCAUAUCCAAGAUAAUAUCACUCAUAAUGCCACCCUCAUUUAGUGUUGCCUUCUUUGCAAGAACUUCCUCCUCAAUUGGUAUAAAUGACUGUCCUUCCAAAUUGAGAAUCAUAUAAGUGGUUGUUCUCGUAUAAAAUCUACUAAAACCAUUGUUUCUUGUUUAAAGUAGUUAGAGGAUUAACUACAUCUUAAAAUAUCACCUCAUGCAUUUAUAUAUAGUUUCCCAACCACGUAGGAUCUGGACACCACGGUCCUCACAGACAAAAUAUGGUCCUUGUACUAAAGACAUGAAGAGCAAAGACGAUAAGAUGAUUGGGAGUAUAUUGCAUGUACACGAACUAGCACCAAUACCUAGAAAUGUUGAUAAAUUCAUGUCUGCUUCAAUAUAUACUUAAACAACAUUGAAUAAAAUAUUUUUCAACAAAUAAUUCAAUAAUUAUAUGAAUAUGAUAUAUAAAAGAGUCAUAUAUCCAGGUGCAGUCAUCGGCCAUAUCUAAAUCUCUAAAAUACUCUAAAUAUACCAAGUGGUGUAGGUGACACUAUUGUCUGUGAAAAUGUUCAAAUCCAUCAGAAAUAGAAGAUACAUCAUAAUGAUCAUUGUUUGUGCAUGUGUCUAUACACCUCAUCACCCACCUUGUUAGAGGUAUCGACAAUUAAUAGAUAUUUCUAAAACUCCUAUUUGAAAAUAUUGAAUGUUGUAUGGCCUCCUUUGAAGUUGCAUGUUUCUGAUACAUUAAAGGGGAGACAUCUAUGUGGUUUUGUUGUUUGUCCCUUAAGCUUUUACUUUGAAUUUAGUUUUAUAUUUGAGUCACCUCUUCAAUUAGGCAUCUUUAAGGAUCGAGUUUUU